GACUAUGAACAAAUUCGCAGUGAUGUUGUCGUGGACGGUAUCGAUGGUGGACCUUUGCUUGCUGCUCGAUCAGCUACUAGCUUCCGGCUACUUUGGAUUUUCUUGUUCCAUCUAUGCCUACCUUGUCCUUCUACGCACGCAAACAGUCCGUGGCCUCGAGAUCAGCACAUGUUUAGCCGCGACGAGCCUAGUGGUAGUGAACGUGCAUCAACUAUCAAAGCUGUGGAUUACAAGAAUCUAAAUCGUCUUUGGCUUUCUGAAGAAGCCCGUGAGCAGAGUUUUAGGGAUCCCUUCGACUCACCUCCCAUUAUCCCACCGUAA
Molecule: messenger RNA, 321 nt
Organism: Cylicostephanus goldi
Lineage: Eukaryota; Metazoa; Nematoda; Chromadorea; Rhabditida; Strongylidae
Source: the annotation of a GenBank genome assembly